This is a messenger RNA of Caenorhabditis elegans, 819 nucleotides long. It is a transcript of the gene rmd-6, whose product is annotated as Regulator of microtubule dynamics protein 1. NCBI's taxonomy places the organism in Eukaryota, Metazoa, Nematoda, Chromadorea, Rhabditida, Rhabditidae. The record is from RefSeq and is marked reviewed. The coding region runs from base 36 to 713 and encodes 225 amino acids. The transcript is spliced from 4 exons.
UAUUUUCCGCUGUUAAUCAGUACCGAUCAACCACCAUGAGUUUUGAUGAAAUUGACAAGACCUUCGGAACCAAGAACCGCGAUCAAGGAUAUGAUUUGCUCAAAGCGCGUCUCGACAAAGGUGAUCGUUCGGUGGAAGUCUUGUGGAGACUUGCUCAAGUAAUUCAUGAGAAGUCUGCAUGUGUUCCAAAAGCUCAACGUAAGGCAAGUGUCACCGAAGGACUCAAGUUUGCUGAAGAAGCUGUCCAGAAGGAUCCAAACCAUUUCAAGGCGCUGAAGUGGAAUGCUGUGUUGACUGGACAAGCAACCGAAUAUAUGGCAACGAAAGAAAAGUUGGAAUGCAGUAAGAAGUUCAAGGAAUUGCUCGACAAAGCUCUUGCUAAGGAGCCAAAGGAUACGGCUCUCCUCCAUUUGCGUGGCCGUUACAAGUACUCGGUGGCAUCUCUGACAUGGCUUGAGAAGAAGCUUGCUGCCACGUUCUAUCAGCAACCACCAUCACAUUCCUAUGAAGAGGCCAACGAGGAUUUCCUUGCUGCUUAUAAGGUCAAUCCAAAAUGGAUGGAGAACACAUUUUAUGUGUCCAAAUGCUACGUAGCAAUUAAAGACAAGAACAACGCUCGCAAGUACCUUACCGAAGUGUGUGACAUCGAACCGUAUUCCGACGCUGAACAAGAGUUUGCCGAUGAUGCGAAGCAGAUGUUGUCUAAGCUUUAAGUUUAUUCAGUUUCCACACGAGAAAUCUAGCCAGAACAUUUAAAUAGCAUCCACAAAUGCGUUCUCGUAUUGUAGAAAUGUAAAGAAUAAAAAGUUUGAAAAAUGU